Moneuplotes crassus is the source of this 2269-nucleotide messenger RNA. The record is from the annotation of a GenBank genome assembly. Lineage: Eukaryota; Ciliophora; Spirotrichea; Euplotida; Euplotidae.
UUUAUUGUGCUGAUAUAUCUCUUAACAAUCUUUGCUCCGGAACUUUGCUUGACAUAAUUGGGGUCAUUCUGAAAGGCGCAAUACUAUAUGCUUCAAAUCUAAGCAUAACCUCCAUAGCUUUUGUAGAUCCUCCAACAGCUAUUAAUGCCAGAUUGUGUGACUAGCUGAUAAAAAGGAUCAAACUCAACUCCUUCUAGAUCUGUUGUAAGCAAGUUUGCUUCAGAUUUAAAAGCCUGCCUUAAGUCUAAAAAUAGUUUUGUGAAGUCUAUUGGCUCUUUCCAUAAGCAUCAUCAGACAUCACUCAUCGUUACAGAGGUAGUAAGAGCUGUAUGUGUCUGAGUUAUCACUUUACCUAGCUUUUAUUGUCCGUUUGAACUUUACUAGAUGAAGAUCAAAAAGUGUCAAGUAUAGAGAACAGUGUCCAACUAAAUUUAUUUUGUUUCUCCAACCUUCAGACAUAAAUUAAGGCAUAUUUGUUUUGUGAAACUAAAUUUCAGCGAGAGUCCAGCUCAACUAAAUCUAUUUCAUUUAGUUAGCCCAUAUGAAUUCCUAAUCUUUUGUGGUAUACGAAAAUAUUUGAUUGCUAGUCAGUUGAACUCUUAAGUUUCAUAGGCUUUAUUUCUCAAGCCCCAACUGUCAAGCUAGCAAUCAUACAGCUUCAAGCAGAAAACUCCAAAGGCUGGGUAACGAAAGGCCAAUUUACUGAGUUUCCAUUUCUUGCUGAAUUUUCUGAAUUGCUGGCUUGCCUCAAAGAGCAGCCUUCUGAUGCUUUACUCACUUUGGAGAUAUUGCUGAGCCAAAUAACUCAGAGAAUUUUCAAAACUUAUUUCUUUGAAUAAAAAUACUUUGAACUGGUGACAAUGCUUAUUAAUUUUAUCGAGGUUUGACCCAAAAUAGUCUUCUUGAUCAUUAGCAUUUGGACUGGGAUGCAAGUGUCCAUGUGCUCGUUUUGUUGGGUAGGCCAGCAGGAAGGAUACUAAUGCACUGGUGAAGCUUGAGUGCACAAUCUGAGCCUUAACACAAGUAAUGAAUAAAAUUCAGCAUUCCUCCAUAUUUUAUGAACUUAAAUGCGAUGUUCACCACCUAUCCAUCCUAUGUCUUCAGAGCUGUCUUCACAGAUAGCAAUAAAAGUGAUAUCGGAUGGUAAAAAUGAUUCAGAGCCAUGCCCGAGAGUCUCGAUUAUAAUUGAUCGCAAGUUUUGAAAAUAUGCUACCUGUGUCUUAAUGAUGCUGGUUAGAUGCUGGGCCUGACAACUUUGCUAAAUUUAUGAUUAAGCCUAAACUUCGCUGAAUGAAUCAUCAGCAAAGGCUAACUGAAAGAGCAAUGUGUUUGAUGAUGCAUGCAAAAGAUACGAGAAAAAUUGAUUAGCAAUGGUGAGUCUAUCGUCUAGACUCGCGUAAGCAUAGGAGUCCAUCCAAAGUAUCUUUUAACUGGUGACGAUAAAACAGGAAGCAAAUUCAGCAAUAAUUUUAAAGCUGUACUAUUAUUGUCAAAAAUGAGUUUGCAUAUCCGAGAUUGGCCACACCGUGCCAAUUUGCACAUCAAUGUGCUUGACUCAACUGUCUAAUAAAGAGAGUGAGUCUAUGAUCGAUAUUGUGCUCACCUACUUCAGAUGAUUAAAUACUAGUAAUUGAGUUUGAACAAUAAAGUAUUUUAGAGCAAGUAUUCGCAAAAAGGGUUAGAGCAAGAAACCUCUGAUGCUUAAACUUUCUGUCUUAUCUUGAACUAAGCUUAAGAUCUCAUUGACAAAAUGCUGGGGUUCUCUCAAUUGCUGAAGAUAAGUCAGUUCAGGAAAUUUUGAGAAAUCGUAUCUCAAAUUCUAAGAAUAUGUCCUGAGUUUAGAAUUGAGGAUCCAUUGAAAUAUGAACGAAUAUUCCCAUAUUCUAAUUUUAAAUACGCCUUGUUGAGCAUCUACAAUACUAAAAGGUUGAUCCUUGUCCAAUCAAAGCCUGAGAGACAAACUGGGACCCAACCCUACCACCUUAACAGCUAUUAUAAUGUAGAGUAUUCCAAACUGUGCAAGCCUUUAUUAUUAAAAAAUUGUGAUAAACAGAGCUGCAUGAGGGUUGGGAUUAUUAGAGUGUUCAUAUAAAGCAGGCUAGGCCAGGCUUAAACUAGUCUGCUUUAACCUACCAAUUUGUGACCCCACUUUUCAAGAGCAAUUAGUAUUGCCAUAUUGGAACUUAAGGGCUAUAGAAGCACAAAAAUGAACUUCAAAGUUUCUGAGUUUAGUUACUUGCUCAUAGGCAAUAAAUUGCUGCCAGGCUUG